GUCACUUAUUUCUUCCUAGCCUUAUCCUUCAAAAAGGGAUAUUAAGGUGUGGUUUGCUGCAAUUUAUGUAAUAAGCUGUUGCGGUGUGUUUCCCUUUCCCUACCUUCUAGUUACCUUGUCUGCUUCAACAGCCAAACUCUCUGAAUCUGAAACACUGUAUUGUUCACUGUCUGCGUUGAGUCUCAGCAAAGGAGAGCUCUGACCAUGGUGAAUAGCUAGGUGUUGAUAUGUUAAGUAUAAUUGAUAAUAACUAGACUCACAGGGCUAAGAAAAUUCUCAAAGGAAUGUCAAGUUAAUUACUCUGCCACAAAGCAAGAACAGCCCAGGGUGUCUGUUUGUAAUUCUCCAUUGGUAAUUAUUCCAGUACUGUUGUUUUUACUUUCAGAGUGAUUUCUGUGGUCUUUAACGAAAAUCUUCCUUGCUGCAAUUUAAGCCUAUUGCAUCUUGUUGUAUUCACCAUGGCCACAAGGAACAGAUUAUUUCUUUCCUCUCCCUGUCUGCAGCAGCCUUUUGUGAAUGUGAAGGCUGUUACCGCAUGCCCCCUUCUGUCUUCCCUUCUUUAGUCCAGACAACCCUGAUAGGCGUAGUAUGUCAUAGUUUUUACAGCUGUGAUUGUUUUUAUUUUUCUCUGGAUUCUGCCUGAUUGUCCUCUGUGUUUUUGCAGGUGCAUGUGCAGCUGACAUUAUGCUGCAGUUUAGUAUGCCAAGGUGAAAUCUCACAGUAAGAGGAACAGUGAUGUAGGCAGAACACAGUGGAAACAGGAGGAAGGAGGCUGAGUCUUGAAUGUUCUGGUCUCAAACAUAACCUUUCUUUUGUGUCAAUAUUGCCAAAUAGACCAAACCUCUGUAGUUGUUAUAGUUAACAUAUCCAGUUAACAAGGAGGUCUGGAGAGAAGACAAGGAGCUUCACUUUCAUCUGAAUGUGCUUCUCCAAGUUGUCUUGGGUUUUACCUCCUUUAACUCUGAACAUGACUUUUUUGCCUUCCAAUGGUAGCUUUAAUCUGUUGCAGUAAGAAACACUCCUACUUUUUCCCCCUAUCAUCCACUUAUACCCAUUUAUAUCUUUUUGUAUUUUGAUUGUGAGGUAUUCAGGAUGUGGGCUGUCUUUUAUUUGUGUUCAGCCCUGUAUAUUCUUGCCUUUGGGUUGCAAUUAUAAUAGAAAUAGCUAUUAUUAGGUAAAAUAUGUGCCUUUACAGAUAUUCUUUAAAAAGGAAUCAUUUAUUAUUAGGAGACCUUUAUUAGGUAGAAUGGAUGGUGCUUUUAUAAUCUUAAACUUCAGAAGAAGGAGGAAAAAAGGCAAAUUCAUGGGAGAAAAGAUGCAGUUGGGGAGUGAAGGGGCUGGGAGUUAAAGGCGUUUUUCUUCUUUUGUAAGAAAAGGGGCUGGUGGUUGCAAGAAAAGGGCUCAGCAUUCUUUAGAAAAUCUAAGGAUGGUCUUAAUGUUUCAGCUGAGGCAAUCUAAAGAGCAACUACUGCUAAAAAAAAACAUGCUCCUGCUCUCUUUUAUUCCUCAUGGAUGCCAAAUUUGGCAUUUGCAUCACCCUGCCAUGAAUCAGUCUGAGGAAAUAAACUGGCAAGAAAUUAUCAGAAAAAAGACUAGGUCUUGCUGGCUUAGCUGCCCAACAUAACACAUGGUGGGAUUAGGCAAACUCCAGAAGUGGUGCAUGGAAGGUGGUAAGACUAGAGGGAAGGGAAAGCACUCCCCACUGGAUUUGUCUUGGAUGUAGCCUGAAGCCUGAAACCGCAGCUGAAGACAUCAAAUGAUAGAUGCAGCUGUGUCAAACAGCUUUUAUGAAGUGCCAGACAAGAAUGUUCUCCUUGUAUGCAAAUCCCAGAGUCCACUGCAGCAAACUGCCAGCAAACCUCCUCGGCAAAUCUUAGUGCUCCAGGCUACAGCAGGCUAAGGAGAGGAUCAAGGCAGAGGGCAGGAUGUCGGAGCUGAGCGAUGAAGCCAGUGAGUCGGAGCUGCUGAGCCGCAGCCUUUCUAUGUGGCAUGGGGUCAGUCAGAUGAUCUGUCGGGAAGAACUGGACGUUCCCUUGGACUUGCAUACAGCCUCCUCUGUCGGCCAAUAUGAAGUGGUGCAGGAGUGCAUUCAAUGUGGAGAUCUGGAUUUAAAUAAGAGGAACUGUGGUGGCUGGACCCCACUGAUGUAUGCCUCCUACAUUGGUCAUGACACCAUUGUGCAUCUGCUGCUGGAAGCAGGAGUGAAUGUGAAUAUCCCAACACCAGAAGGGCAGACACCGCUCAUGCUGGCCUCCAGCUGUGGAAAUGAAAGUGUUGCUUAUUUCCUUCUCCAGCAAGGCGCGGAGCUGGAGAUGAAGGAUAUUCAUGGUUGGACAGCCUUAUUUCACUGUACCAGUGCUGGACAUCAGCAGAUGGUGAAGUUCUUGCUGGACAAUGGGGCAAAUGCCAACUGCAGGGAGCCUGUGUAUGGAUAUACUCCUCUGAUGGAAGCAGCUGCUUCUGGCCAUGAGAUAAUUGUUCAGUACCUUCUCAAUCAUGGAGUAAAAGCAGAUGUGAGAGAUAACACUGGAGCUACAGCACGGACACUGGCCAUGAAGUAUGGACAUAUGAAGAUUGUGGGGUUGAUAGACUUCCAUACAGCUCCAGUGCCCAAAGUCUUCUGCAGGGGUCCAGCCUUUGUCUUGGCCACAGGAAAAUAUGAAGAUUUGAGUUCCUCAGAUGAAUCAUGUUCUGCUCCCCAGAGACAGAGACCUGUUCGUAGGACCAAGGGUCCCAGCAUUCAUGAGGGGCCCCAGGCUUUGGCUAAAAUAACGGCAGUUGGAAUUGGGGGAAAGAAGCAGUCUCGCUAUGAGCAGGUCCCUCUUCAGGGCUAUGUUACAUUCAAUGAUGAUGGCAGCUGCGAAGCAGAUGAUAUCCGGAACCGGGACGUUACCUCUCCAAUCAAUGAGCAGGAUGUGGAGAGCAGCAGCAGCAGGGAGGAGAAUGUUUUCUGCACCAACAACUUGGCAACCGUCAGGAGCAGCAGCAGCAGCAGUGAAUGCCUGACCAAAGCCCUGGGGGUCAGCAGCGAAGGCUCCCUGGAGAGCAAUGAGGAUUCUGACCAUGCAAAUAGUCCUCCUAGUCGGAAACAAGCCAAAAACUUUAAGAUCAAGAACCGCUACAGCAACAGUGAUAGCCAGUGGACACAUUGCCCUGGGAAACCUGGGAGUUCUAGUCAGCACCUCAUCCUUCCUGAGCCCCCUGUUUAUACAGGACCCCAGGACCUGGCAACAUUCCUUGAGCAGAUUGGGUGCCUGAAGUAUCUGCAGGUGUUUGAGGAGCAAGAUGUUGACCUCCGAAUCUUCCUGACCCUCACAGAGAGCGAUCUGAAGGAAAUAGGCAUCACUUUGUUCGGACCCAAAAGGAAGAUGACUUCUGCCAUUGCUCGUUGGCACAGCAACGCUCGCCCCCCCAGUGAUGCCCUGGAGCUGGCCUAUGCGGAUCGGCUGGAGGCUGAGAUGCAGGAACUGGCCAUUCAGCUGCACAAGAGGUGUGAAGAGGUAGAGGUGAUGAAGGGCCAGGUGUGCCAGGAGCAGAAGCUGCGUGCGGUGGCCGAGAGCUGUUUGAUGGAGCGGGAUGAGACCUUGAAUGAUGUCCAAUGCCAGCUCAGAGAGGCUCAAGCUAUCACCAAGAAUGCUGGGGUCCUACUGGAUCAAAUCAAGUCCUGUCAGGCAGAGCUGUCCUCCCGGCUAAUCCAAGAGCAGGCGGUUGGCAGAGUGCUGGACACAAAGGUGCAGCUUGGAACCGGUGAGAGCAGGCGGCCUGGUCUAAAAGGAUGGCCGCCUUCCUUGAAGUCUCUGAGUUUGCCUGAGCUAUCAGCUGUCCUAGAGGAGUGUGUGGGAGAAAUGGGAAAAGCUCUGCAGACUGUGACUCAAAACCUCCAAAGGCUUCAAGCCCCGGGACAGGGCAGGCAGAGCUGGCUAGAGCCAUAACGAAGCAGGAUGGAAUACAGACGUCGGGUGACUGUUCCACCCGGAAGCUAAGUGUGCCUGAGAGAAUGAGCGUGAGGGCUGUGCUGGCAGUACCGCAGCUCGGCUGAGAGUGCUGCAACGGCUGACAGAUACGUGGAAGAAGGUCUCAGCCACUGGAGAACGUGCCUAGGAGAACAAGGGACAACAGAGGACAAGGACUUGACAGCUCUAUGGGCCUCACUGUUGUCUGGGUUCACAGGACCAUGUUGUUCAUGUCAAAAGGUCCAGUUGAGAGGAGAAGCACUGAGUUGGGAGGGUUCAUUUGCCUAAAGCUUCCUGCAGCCUUCAUCAUUAAGGGCUGUGUGGUGUUAGAAAGCUGACUGCAGCAAUUGACUUACCCUUCUCUCUGCAUCCCAUCCUCCCCAAGACCUCUGACACCUGCCACAGCCCCUCCUGUGACAUGUGAAUUGGUAGUUGUCCAGGAGCUGACUCCAAAAAUGUCUGAAGCAAUAAGGAGGGCAGGCUUGUGGUGAGUGGGUAAAGUGAGUAGUUAGUAGUGUCUGUCAGUUCACUGAGUUGCACAGUUUUUGCAGGCCUAGUCUCUAGCUGGCAUGUCUCCCCUUCUGCCAUCCCAGAGCUGUCCUUCAAAACCUCUCCCUCCCAGCAGCCCACCCUGGUUCAGUCCAGAUUUUUGCCCCAUUCAGGAGUUGUUUGUGAUUGUGCUCCUCAGCUCCAAAAAGCUUGUUCUUGUGGUAAAUGCCUAAUGGCAGAGACCCUGGCAGUCAAGUUUCCGUGCCAAGAUCCCAACACUGAGAUCAGUUGCAAGGCAUAUGUGCCCCUGGAAGGACAUGAGAGAGAAGGAAAAGCUCCAGAGAUUGUUCAGUCUCCUGUGCCUCUGGCUAGGAGGAGAGUGCCAUGGCAGGCAGAAUAAGAAUGAGGGAUAGAGGUCCGUCCCCUCUGGGAGAUGGGUAAAAAGUCAUGUCCCAGAUCUUGCUGCAGUGCAAAGCUUCAGUCCUCAACGACUGCUUGCCCUUGAAUUCCAGGCUUCAGUGUUUGGAAAUAGAUCUGCCAAGGCAUUCUUGCACCAGCAGUGCAGGUGUGUUCAGAGUUCAAGCAGGUGGUGCAGGAAGAGGCUGACUCCCCAAAGAGACUAGCCCAUCUCUUGAAGGUGUGCAAGCAGCCAUAUGGGGGCCAGUGACAGCUGUGUUAAAGCAAAAUGGUUUCCAGGACUGUGCAGUGAUUCUCUGUUCUUGUGUAUUGCUGAGUCCUGUGGGGGAAAAUACCUUAAUUCUGAGUGGGCUUGAGGAGCCUGGAAAAUUGUCCUUCUCUUCCCUGGGAAGGGGAAGAAACAGUGUUUUCUUUCUGAUUUUUUUUUUUUUUUUUUUUUUUUUUGGGGGGGGGGGAGCUUGAUCACUGAUAGCAAAGUACAAAAAUCAGUUCUAGCUCCAUCCUUGGAGCUGGAGUCAGCCCUUCUGAUCAGCAGCCCAGGACCAUUUAGGUGGGCUUGAAAGCUAAUCUAUGUUUGAUAAGUGACAUCUAGCUUAGUUGUCCCAAUGGAAAGGUGUACCUGUGCUUCCGGGGGACAACCUUGGGGCACUGAGGCAGAUAAGGCCCACUCCACAAGCCUGCCCUGCUGGCAGUUUGUGUGCAGCUUGUGUGCUCAGCUGUGUGGCAUUGCCUUGUGCUCAUGUUUGACUCUUAAACUUGAGACCAAAAAAUUGUGUGCCACGUUUAGCAAAUGAGUCGAUGGCAUGGGUGCACGCACGUAUGCAUCUGGUGCCUAGCUGGGCAGCAGGCGGUAGGACAAGGCCGCAGGAGGCUUCACCCUGAAAAGCUUUUUGUUGUGGCAAAGCUGAUUCUCCUGAAGGCUUUAAUUCCUGAGGCAGCAACCCUGACAGGUUCUCAGAGUGCUGAGGACAUGACUACUGGGAACAGUCUUUUGGGCCUUGUCCUCCAUUCCCUGGUGCCAGAGGAAACUUGGGGAAUGCCAUGGCAGGGCGUACUCCCCUCUCCCCAGCCUUGAGGGUGUCUCUGGCUGCAGUAGCACAGUGUUGUCAGUGCUGCUUCCUUUGGAAGGACAGACUUGCAGUUAAGGCAAGGUGCCUGUGGGGGAAGGGGAGACUUCUGUAGAGGCAAGAAAUUAGUGGAAGGGCCUCAUAGCAUCUGAAGAGCACGGAAGGCCCUGGCCUGGCGAUGCCUUAGUAGAGCUGGAUAGGCUAUGCAGGAAAUUGGAUGGCAGGAAGGAGAGAUUGCAUGGACUUGGGAUCAACUUUGCUGGGUCUUAGGGUGGAAGGAAGGGCUUGGGGCGGGGGGGGGUUGGGACAUCCUGGGGAUUUUAGUGCUUGGAGAACUGGAAAUGAGGGUGCAGAGUGUGGGUGCACCAGAGACUCAACGGUGUAGAUGUGAAGGAAGAAGGGGAGUCCCAAAGAAAAGGUGCUGCAGGAACCCAGAUGUAAAGGUUUAAAGGAGUUCCAGAGUAGCCCUACAGGGACACUGGAGAUGAGAUGUUCAUAGAACAGUGUGUUUCUUUAAGGAGGCAAUCCCUUAAAUGCAGGAUUUUAAAAGCAUUCAGUGCUGAACGGGUGGCUGUGCAGGCAGCAGGGAGAGUCUGCUGCUACUGUAGGUUGAGCUGUCCUGCAGACUAUGUUGGCUGGCUAAAUAAAAUAGCAUUUGCUGACUUGGAUUAAAAUAAAAAACAAAAUCUGUUCCUA
Molecule: messenger RNA, 6622 nt
Organism: Dromaius novaehollandiae (emu)
Lineage: Eukaryota; Metazoa; Chordata; Aves; Casuariiformes; Dromaiidae
Gene: ANKS3
Product: ankyrin repeat and sterile alpha motif domain containing 3
Exons: 18
Coding region: 1926-3932 (668 amino acids)
Cellular component (GO): cilium
Molecular function (GO): protein binding
Source: RefSeq, a predicted model, not a curated record